AUGAGUGAGAAAUCGCUUUCGAAAAUUCGAGCUGUUGUUUUCGAUUUCGGUGGAGUUAUCAUGUCAUAUUCAUUAGUGAGUCGAAUGAUCGAGGAAAUGUCAAUGAAAAUCGGCAUACCAAUCGAGAAGUUUUUAGAGGGGAAAACACAGUUAUGGACUCGCUUUGAGAAGUGUUUUGAGUUGAUGAGCGGUGAGAUCACCGCAAAAGAGUUCGAGGAAACAAUUUGGAUUCAGGCCAUCAGUCAAGUGUACGGAAUCCAAGUGACAGAGCCGAUUCGAUGGUUGACAGUGAAAGAGAAACAGCAGGGUGUCUUGAACGAAUGCAUGCUUCUUUUGUUGAGAGAUCUUCGUAAAAAUGGCUACAAAACGGCUCUCCUGUCGAAUUGCUUUUUCAUGAAUGCGCGAAGUGUGGAACCGAUUCUGCCGAUUGAUUACUCUCUCUAUUUCGAUACUGUCAUUGAGAGCUGUCAAGUUGGAACUCACAAACCGAAUCGAGAUAUUUUCGAGCUCAUGCACUCCAGAUUGGGCGAUUUGGGUAUUGGCGAACCUGAUGAGGUGCUAUUUCUCGAUGAUUUACCCGAGUACUGCGCGGCAGCUGAAAUGAUCGGCUGGAAUACGGUGCAAGUAAAAUCCCCAUCUGAAGCUGUAGAGAAAGUUCGGGAAUUGUUGAACUUGCCUACGUCAGAACUAUUAAAAGUUGAGAAGAAUCUAGGAAAAAUCGAGUUAGAAAUGAAAAAAACGAUCACUGAAAUAGGGAAA
Mesorhabditis belari is the source of this 759-nucleotide messenger RNA. The record is from the annotation of a GenBank genome assembly. Lineage: Eukaryota; Metazoa; Nematoda; Chromadorea; Rhabditida; Rhabditidae.